Molecule: messenger RNA, 3458 nt
Organism: Pollicipes pollicipes
Lineage: Eukaryota; Metazoa; Arthropoda; Thecostraca; Pollicipedomorpha; Pollicipedidae
Exons: 4
Coding region: 96-464 (122 amino acids)
Source: RefSeq, a predicted model, not a curated record
CCGUGCCGGCGCGCGGCUACACCUCCGACUUCCUCACCACCAUCGGCAUUCCGCUGCUGGUGGCGCUGGUGCUCUGCGCCACGCUCACCUGCAUCAUGUGCUGCCAGGGCGAGCACCUGGAGACGGAGAGCGACGGAGAAUUUUUUGAUAACGUGUUCUCGGUGUUUGUGAGGCGCCGCCCCACCGAGAUCCAGAUGGUGCAGUACGCGGCUGGCUCGCUGCCGCGCUCUCAGGCCGGCACCCUGCGCCGCGCGCCGCUGCGGGACGUCUCUCCGCGGCUGGCCGAGCAGAGCGAGGGCGACAGCGCGCGCCGCGAGCGCUCCCUGCUGCGCGACGUGUCGCCCCGGCUGACGCCCUACCGGGACGGGCUGACGCUGAGCGAGAGCGGCGCGACCACGCCCGACAGCGGCGGCUUCGGCCCGCUGCAGCCGCCGCCCUACCCCAGCCUCAGCCGUCGCUCCUGAGAUUCGGCCUCGGGGGACGCGGCUGCCGCGCCGGGCGUCUGGCUCAUCUGACGCCUCGUGCUGACGUCCGUCCCCCGCGCACUGAAGCUGGUUGGGCAGCACACCCCCUGCCGCCGCGGCGCGGGGUGUGGUGUGGGCCCGCUCGCGGAGCGAGCCGGACGGCUCCUGUCUGCUCUGGAGCCGGCUGGGUCCCUCCUCCAGCGUGUGUGUGCUGCUGGCCCGCCCGCGGAGGAUGCCGGACGGCUCCUGUCUGCUCUGGAGCCGGCUGGGUCCCUCCCCCAGCGUGUGUGUGCUGCUGGCCCGCCCGCGGAGCGAGCCGGACGGCUCCUGUCUGCUCUGGAGCCGGUUCGGGGCCCUGCUGCAGCGCGAGCAUAGCGGGCAGGCUGGCGGGUCUUUCUGAAGCUGUUCUCACGCGGAGAUCCAUGAGGUUCUUGUACGACGUGAAUACCUGGAGGCGUGCAGGUUGCUGGAUAUAUCAUUACCGCCAAUGUCUGGUCGGCUGACGGAUCGCUGACAGCGCGACGCGCUCGGAUGAGGUGGCUCGGGAUUGGCUGGGGCUAGCGCGAUUUCGGGGAGCAUGAUGCGGACGAUAGCACGAGUCCGAUUGGAGAUUGACAGGAGUGCUCGAUUGGUUGGAGGUUUCUUUGUACCAGGCUGGUGGACGGGUGCUGCAUGUAUCCGUGCGGCGUGAGAUUCCUGGGGUGCCGAGAUUCUAGGUAUGACCUUUGAUAUUGUGGAAAAGACCGCGGCCGCUCUGGUUCUGUGAACCCGGCGGGAGUUCUACAAGGCUGUCAGCCUGGAGGGCUUUAUGUAAGAGUGUCAGGACGAUGAGACAUUUGGAAGACUUGCGGGCUGACAGACUCUGUGACAAGCUGCGCGUGUUAUCAGCAGCGGCGACCAAUAUCACCACCAAACAGCUGGACAUGGCCACUUGUCCGCCGGUAGCUCCCCUUUCUGGACCCCAUAGUUGUUUGCGGACGGACCAGCUGGCCAGUAUGCGACAGCUAAUAGGCGCGCCUGCCUUUGACCCCCUCACAGCCGGACGUUGUCUGCCCGCUGUGCACGCACAGCCAGCCAGUAGCCACCUGAACGUGAAGCCGGUCGUUGCUGCUAGUCACGACUGGGGCCUGCAGCGCCUGUCGGUCGCCGGGCGCGCAGCCCCGCAUGGCCCAAAUUGAGCGCUACUGUUUGGUGGCAAGGCGCGCAGCCCCACGUGGUCCAAACUGAGCACUACCGGUCAGACUAGACCCGUCCUGUGCCGGUGUUCUAGUCGCUUGCCAGGGUCGCUUUGAUUUGUAUGUUGUUUUUUUUGCUGUUGUUUCGUGUCGUAUUGUCGCUUGUCCUGUUCGUUUUACGGCGUUUUCUCCAAAGAUAGCUAGUCAUGUGCAGAGGUGCCGUUUCGGACUUGGCCUCGUGCCUCGGCCUUGGGCGCUGCCAACGUGGUUUUUGACUUCUGUGGAUGAUGACGCUGGCCUAAUGAGGAAGACGGGAGUGUUAGUUGUUCCUUCCGGGGACUUUGUAAUAGUUUUGAUGUAGAAUCUCGAUGUUGUUGCUUGCGGUGGUCAGCAGUGUGUCUUCCUAAUUGAUUUCCACACCAGUAGGCGGCGUAGAUCGUAGAACAGACCCGUUUGACGUUUUGGGUACUGCUAGAGCAGGUGGUUUGUUGUUAAUCGUCAGUGAUGGGAAUGUUGAGGGAAUGUGAACUAAUGACUGGAGCAUGCAUUCGUCUACUGGGCCUAGUCGUGGUGUCGUGUCUCGAGUUAACAUUGUUACUGGGUAGUGGACAGCCGAACCUCGUUGGCGGUAGUUCGCCGAGUUGAUGCCUCUAGAGGUAAGCACGCUGUAGCCGCUCUUGCCCGCUGCAAGUUAAAUACGUGUGAAGUUCGGAUGUACUCCGCGGAGCCCUGGGGUCUUUUUGCCAGGAAGUCCUCCAUACGCUGUAAUAAAUCUGCGUACCGUUUACCUUAGUAUGACCCCUUUGGGGCAGGAGCGCACCGCCGGGUAUUUCCAUUUCAUUAUUUUAUUCGAAAGAGUCACGGUCAAAGACAAGGCGCAGAAGAGGCAAUUUCUCAGUCCUCGCUUUGUUGGGGAUGAAAGUUUACUUGUUCAGUCGAAAUCGUGCGCUCUGUUGCGAGGCUGUCCUGGACCAUCGAAUGUAUCAAUUGGAGUCGACGUUUCUGGGCCACAACACCGUCAGCCGGUAUCUUAUCACUACCGGCAGGAGGGCAUGAGCUUGUAAUGCCGGAACGUUGGAGGCACCAGCAAAAUUUGGCCUGUGUUGGCUGCAUCACAGUCUGGUACCUUGACUGGUUUGGACUUAACGUAGCCUGCUUUAUGCUGGUGCUGGCAUGUCUAGACUUCAGCGUUCGCGCGGGGUGUUCAUCAAACGUAUUGGUUAUGCUUGUUCCCGAUGAAUCAUAAUGUCGCAGCGUGCAUUUGCACGUGUUAAUUAUUUUUGAUUGAAUUUGUUAAAAUAGCACAAGUAAAUUUCUAAAUUGACCUUCGUGUCUUGAUCUGAAUACUGGAUGAUCUGAUCUUACUAAUCAUGAUCAUGCAAGUUUGGUUGGUCAUAAUGAAAGGCAGCAGAACGCUCGUGGCGAAUGAUGGGUAUGAUAGCUUUAAUCCACUCGGAGUGUCACUCUCAGGUGUGCUGCCGUCUUAGUCAACCAAGUUACAUGCGUUUUUGCAAUGUGCAGGUUUCAGUGUGGUUAAAAAGACCGCCAGAACCCUUGCUUCCUCAAGAACGCUUAUAUGGGAGUCUCAAAACGGGGUUGAAUGGAAAGGGAGUUCCGCUGGUGGCCUACGCGGUUCGUGGAAAUCAACCUUCACAUGUCUUGUGCAGGUGCACCUGCCCCUGCUGGUCUUCUGUCUCGCUCUGACCGCAAUACGGCAGUCUUCCUGGUCAUUUACACACUCCCUCUGCGCUGUGUAUCGCCGCCCUGUAUCGCGCCCUGUAUCGCGCUCUGCUGUGGAUAAUACACGCUGCCGUGAUGC